Paramuricea clavata is the source of this 1876-nucleotide messenger RNA. Lineage: Eukaryota; Metazoa; Cnidaria; Anthozoa; Malacalcyonacea; Plexauridae. The record is from the annotation of a GenBank genome assembly.
AUGGGUUAUUCCAACAAAACCCACAGUGAAUUCGCAGAGAUUUUGCUGCAAAAAUCCAUGGAAAUAGCGGUAGCCACGACCGAAACUCAAACUUCACCUGAGAGACCCGUUUCCCCGACAGGUACGAUAAUUUACAUAUUUUUUUUAUAAAGAACCGGGAUUAACGAAUUAUCUACAUAUGUUUGCACUUAUGGAUAUUUAAAAAUGUCAUUUAUUAUAUUUGUUGUAGCGAGCCAAGGUCCUUUGUUUUCAACUCCAAUACGCAGACAUGUGUCCAUGCACUCACAGUUGCCUUUGUCGCCUAUUGUUGAAGGUAGUGAGGUGGAAACAGAGUAUGUAUAUAAUAUGUUUUCGUGAAUUAAUAUGCCUAUUUGUGUCAAAACUAUUAAUAUGUGACAUCCUGACUUUUUAGAAUUGCAAAUAUGUCUGGGGUGUCUGAGCUGAAUGUUAGCAGGGUAGAUAGUAUCAUCAUGGGCAUUAAUCCACAUUUUGGUAUGCAUGAGGGCGAACUAUCAUCAGAAGACUGUUCAAGUACAAGCUCAACCUAUAGCUCUGAUGAUGAAAGUGAUAGAAGGUACUUAUUGUCAUACAAAUUUUACCAAAACUUCAUUUUCUGAUUGGUCAUGAUCUUCCAUUGCUUUGCCUUGCCAAGAUAUAGGUUUAGGGAAAGCCCAUCUAUGUUAUUCACUGAUUGGUAUGGUAAAUUUUUAGAGUUAACGAUAAUUUGAAUAAUGUUUUUUCAUAGUUUUAGUUCAAGUGAGGAGCUUGAAAAUGAGAGUGAGGAGCUUGAUGUAGAUGGAAAGGAUGAAAGGUAAGUAAACACACAACUACACACAAUAAUAUUGUAAUCAUGUUAAAUCCCUUUCUAGGUCUCGCGUCAAACAGAAGUCUAUAUGAAGUUAGCAUCAUUUGUAUUACCUUCGACAUCGGUAAGCAAUGUCAGACUUAUAACAAGAUGUGUUACAAACCCACAUUAUUAGGGCCCCCAGUAGUGUGUGAGUAAACACUUUUUGCUUUGAUUCUUUUCUCCCCUAUUCAGUAUAAAAUAACACUAAUAUAUACAUAAAUGUAAGACUAUGAUUAAUAUUUAUAAUAAUUGUUUUUGCUUAAUAGUGACAGUGAUCUAGAUGAAACUCUUACUGCUUCUGAAUGUGGCUCACUGGGAGAAACUCCUAUGGACAUAAGUGAAUUAGAAGAUAUUGAGAUUGAAAUACAGCAUGGCCCUGAAUCAAAACAGGAAAGAGACAAACGUCUAAAUCAAGAAUUGAAGGAUAGGUUUGAUUCAUUAAAUCGUGUCGGCAAAGAAAGUGACCUACAUAAUGUGCAUGCUCAGCAAGAACGAGUUAUUGUUGACAUAACAAAACUUUUACCACUUUUUGAGGAUAAGUGCCCAAAUGAAUCUUGUGCUGAAAAGUCCAAGGUUCUCAACUACAAACUCACUGGAGGAGUUUUGCAAGUAUCUUGGAAAUGUCCAAAUGACCAUUCUGGGUACUGGGUGUCCUCACAAGUGCUCUGCCAAAAGAAUGGCCAAGACAUCUUUUCCACAAGUUUGCUACUGGCCCUUGGCUUGGUACUUUCUGGAGGCCAUUAUGACAAGCACAUGCUUUUCAGUAAGUUUUUAGGUUUGAAUUUCAUUUCAAGACAAACAUUUAAUAGGAUGCAAAGGCACUAUAUAAUCCCUUCCAUUACAUCCUUUUGGGAGGAUAUGAAAAGUGAAAUAUGGAAAGUAUUGACCAACGAGCAGCUUAUUUUGUGUGGUGAUGGAAGGAAUGAUUCUCCAGGUCAUUGUGCAAAAUACUGUGUGUAUUUACUAAUGGAGCAAUUUCUUGAUGUCAUUGUUGAUAUUGAAGUGACAGAUAAGAGAGAAACAGGUGGU